This is a messenger RNA of Arabidopsis arenosa, 2041 nucleotides long. Lineage: Eukaryota; Viridiplantae; Streptophyta; Magnoliopsida; Brassicales; Brassicaceae. The record is from the annotation of a GenBank genome assembly.
CUUUCUUUCUCUGUUGAAAUCGAAAAGAUCUUGCAAGUUUCAAAUCUCAUUAGGGUUUUUCAUUUUGAAAAAAUAAAGGAACCAUUUUUAUCUCUCUCUCUGUUUUGUUUUUUCGAAUCUGAAGAAGUAAAGUUAAAAGCUUUGAAGAAGAGAAUCAAUGGCGGGUUACAGAGCAGAUGAUGAAUACGAUUACCUAUUCAAGGUUGUUCUGAUUGGUGAUUCAGGUGUGGGCAAAUCCAAUUUGCUUUCACGAUUCACCAAGAACGAGUUUAGCCUUGAGUCUAAAUCCACGAUCGGCGUUGAGUUCGCGACUCGGAGUUUGAAUGUUGAUGAUAAAGUCAUCAAAGCCCAGAUUUGGGAUACUGCUGGUCAAGAAAGGUACCGAGCCAUCACUAGUGCGUACUAUCGAGGAGCUGUUGGAGCGCUUCUUGUCUACGAUGUGACCCGACACUCAACAUUUGAAAACGUUGAGACAUGGCUGAAAGAACUCAGAAACCACACUGAUCCAAACAUUGUAGUCAUGCUCGUGGGCAACAAAUCUGAUCUCCGUCAUCUCGUGGCUGUUCAGACCGAAGAUGCGAAAUCAUUCGCCGAGAAAGAAUCUCUUUACUUCAUGGAAACCUCGGCUCUCGAAGCCACCAAUGUUGAGAACGCUUUCGCGGAAGUCCUCACUCAGAUUCACCACAUUGUGAGCAAGAAGGCAAUGGAAGCUGCAAGUGAAUCCGCUAAUGUUCCAUCGAAAGGAGACAAGAUCGAUAUCGGUAAAGAUGUUUCCGCUGUGAAGAAAGCAAUCGCCGGAGAAACUCACUCACAGUUAAUGGCAAUGGCAAUGGAGGAGCCAAGGAAGCUGAGAGGCCACAAAUCAACUGCCACCUGUUGUAUAGCUUCUCUUGACCGGCCUGGACUUGUUCUCACUUCCGGCGAGGAUGGUUGCGUUUGCUGGUUUGAUUUGCGAUGCAAAGAUGCUCAAUUCAUCAUUGACGUUGGAACAGAACCUGUUUCAUCUCUUUGUUUCAAGACAGGUAAUGAGAACAUUCUCUAUGCUUCUUAUGGAAAUGAAAUCAAGUCUUUCGAUGUUCAUACGCUGAGUGCUAAUUCAUGGAAGCCAUUAGAGAGUUUUAAUUACAACAAAGAUGAAGUAAACCAGGUAGUAUGCAAUGGAAAAUCAUCUUUUCUUGCUUCUGCAGAUGAUUCUGGCGAUGUUAAGAUCAUUGACAUUGGUCAGAAAUGCCUUUAUAAAACCCUUAGAGCUGGUCAUACUAGUAUAUGUAGUUCUGUACAAUUCAUUCCAUGGAGACCUUGGGAAGUUAUUACUGGUGGACUUGAUUCAAAGCUUGUUUUAUGGGAUUUCUCAAAAGGUCGCUCGCAAAAGAUUAUAGACUUUGGAUCUGAUACAAAUAAUAACUCAGGACAAUGCCUAAACCCUGCAUUUGUCCACUCGAUAGCAAUCCCGGAAAUGGACAUGGUUGAUAAGUUAGAAAAGAUAUGCGUGGUUGCUAGAGGUGAUGGAAUUGUCGAUUUGAUCAAUAUCGAAUCAGAACUUUCCCGAAAAGGAACAUCAUCAAAAGGAAGUAGUAGCAGUAGCAGUAGCAACAAUGUGAUCAAAAGGGUUUGUUUAGAUUACUCUGUUGGUGGACACAAUGCUGCUGUUUCUUGUGUAGCGUUUUCUCUGUUUAAGGAGAAAGGUAGAUUCUUGAUCUCAGGUGGUAAUGAUAAGACAGUCAAAAUAUGGGAUUGCUUUAAAUGUCUUGAUCCAAACAACAACAACAAUAACAGAGAUUUCCUCCAUUUGAAUAUUAACCUAAGCAAGAAGGUGAAUUGGCUUUGCACGAAUCAAUCUGAUUCUGAGAAUCUUGUUGUCUGUGACACAACGAGAGUAGUUAAGGUUUACUCAAUCUCUUAAAUAGGCCUUAUGGGACCAUAAAAGAUUCAUCUUUAUUUUGGACAUUGUUAUUAUUAGUGGAGUUUCUCAAGUGGUUGCUUGAUCUACAAGUUAGUUUAUUUGUUCUUGACAACCAAAUUAUAAAGACAGAACCGGCUU